This is a messenger RNA of Fundulus heteroclitus (mummichog), 615 nucleotides long. It is a transcript of the gene gemin7, whose product is annotated as gem (nuclear organelle) associated protein 7. Gene Ontology annotation, cellular component: SMN-Sm protein complex. The transcript has 2 exons. The record is from RefSeq and is a predicted model, not a curated record. Gene Ontology annotation, biological process: spliceosomal snRNP assembly. Bases 133 to 519 code for a protein of 128 amino acids. NCBI's taxonomy places the organism in Eukaryota, Metazoa, Chordata, Actinopteri, Cyprinodontiformes, Fundulidae.
UUGAAGUGUCGAAAGGGGGCGGUAGUGCGCCAACGCUUCGGUUGCCUCCUUGGAUUUAGACGAACAAGAAGAAGAAAGUAGCUACAAGCUACUGCUAACGUUGCUAACAGGAGGAGGCAGUCAAAUCCCGUCAUGGCCACACCGGUGUCAGUGCUCCGCCUACCAAAAGGUCCUGUCCCGAACAGCCGUGGGUUCGACCCCAAUUCGCCUCGCUUCAUCGCUCUAUGCCGCACGUCCAUCCCCACUUCAGCUGCAGCCCAGUCGGACCCCGAGCAGCUGCAGGAGGAGCAGCAUGCACGCUCCGUGCUGAGAGAGCGCUUCCUGCGCUGUCUGCUCGCCAUGACCAACAAGAAAGUUCAGUUUCACAUGCACGAGAAGGUGAACGUCGAGGCCACAUUCGGGGCGUCGGACAUUGACGUGCUGAACUUUCAGGUGUCCGACCUGCACACUCCCAUCGGGGUGCAAAAAGAGGCCCUCAUCAGAUGUCAGGAUGUCAUUUCAUUUACAUUUGAUGUAUGACGACACUCUGGGCCUGAUUCCUGUCAGAAGCACUUUACCAUCUCUGUUUUGAGUCUCUGAAAUACUUCAUUAAAGUGUUUUUUUUUUAUGUUCCUA